AUGGAAAACUACACCUACAACAGUCCCACACUUCAGCUGGAGGGCUUGCAGUUUGCAGAUUACUCAGUGAGCCUUGUCUUUUUCCUGUUUCUGUUUUCCUACAUCAUAUUUAUGAUUAUGAAUCUGGGUAUUUUAAUAAUCAUUGUCUUUGAAAAGAACCUUCAUCAGCCCAUGUAUCUGCUGUUUGUCAACCUGACGGUCAGUGACAUCAUUGGAAGUACGCAUAUUUUACCCCGUUUGCUUUCAGACAUCUUGCUGCCUCCAUCUGAGCGUCUCAUCAGUUAUUAUGAAUGUGUGGUUCAAGCUUUUAUUACGCACAUGUUUGGCACCACUUCCCACACAGUGCUUAUGGCCAUGGCCUUUGACAGAUACGUGGCCAUCUGUCGUCCCCUGUUCUACAGCACAAUAAUGACCAACAUGAUGAUAGUAAAGCUGGUAGCGCUGUCCUGGGGCGUGCCGUUUGUGCUGGUUGCUAUUCUGCUGGGUCUGACUGUGAGGCUAAACCGAUGCAGGACCCUCAUCACCAACCCUUUCUGUGAUAACGCCUCACUUUUCAAGCUUUCCUGCGAGAGUGUGAUCAUUAAUAAUAUCUAUGGUCUGACAUUCACUGUGCUGCUGUUUGUAGCGUCUAUUGGCUGCAUUGUUCUCACCUAUGGGAGCAUCACAGCAGUCUGUCUGGCCACUAAGAACAAAUCUUUAAACAGUAAAGCAUUUAAGACUUGCAGCACACAUCUGGUCGUUUAUCUUAUUAUGUCCCUUAGUGGCGUCACGAUUGUGGUUCUCCAUCGGUUUCCCCAAUAUUCAGACUACAGGAAACUCUCAGCUGUCUUGUUCGUCAUUGUCCCAGGGACCCUCAAUCCCGUUAUUUAUGGUUUACAGUCCAAGGAGAUACGAAAUUUUUUAUAUAAACUUUUUAGAAACCAGCUCUGCCUCUGA
Messenger RNA from Xiphophorus maculatus (southern platyfish), 936 nucleotides. Its product is annotated as olfactory receptor 52N5-like. Gene Ontology annotation, biological process: G protein-coupled receptor signaling pathway. The record is from RefSeq and is a predicted model, not a curated record. Gene Ontology annotation, cellular component: membrane. Gene Ontology annotation, molecular function: olfactory receptor activity; G protein-coupled receptor activity. Bases 1 to 936 code for a protein of 311 amino acids. The transcript is spliced from 3 exons. NCBI's taxonomy places the organism in Eukaryota, Metazoa, Chordata, Actinopteri, Cyprinodontiformes, Poeciliidae.